ACCACCGUAAGAAGAACUACCCCCACGUUCACGCCCCGCUCAAACUCGGUUCCAAGUCGAUGAAACGCAACCGCCAGCAGCAACAACAUCCGCAGCCUCGAUCGCGUCAGUCGUCUGCAGGAGACUCUGGCACUGCCCCCAAUGCUGUAACCCCGCCGCUUUCAUCUAGAUCCACCCCUGUAGAGACAAGGUCUGCGCAAGCGCGGCCCGCACAGCAGCUGCCGCCGCCUCUCGAUAACCCCCUCUCCGAAGAACUCACGUCGCCGCCCAAGUCGGGAGCUGACUCUGAUACAGGUCCCCUAAACUCCUUGAUUCUCCAAGAAGAAUCAGAUGGCGGUGGCAAUAGCUCAGAAUCUGAGUAUGUGCUAUCAGACCCUUGCACAUACCUCACUAACGUCGAACACCAAGAAGAGGAAGACUUCUCGCCGACCAGAAAAGUGUCAUUCCUCAACAAUGAGAAUACGGACCAGUUCGAUCUUGAUGGACUGAAAAAUAAGAAACGAAGGUAAGUGUUUACUGUUCGUUAACGUACCCGAAUACCCAAGCAUCAUAAGGAAUGUAUUUGUCAAAACUAAAAUUCCACGACCUGGCUUACCGGGUCAUAGCUCAGACCGG
Acanthoscelides obtectus is the source of this 615-nucleotide messenger RNA. NCBI's taxonomy places the organism in Eukaryota, Metazoa, Arthropoda, Insecta, Coleoptera, Chrysomelidae. The record is from the annotation of a GenBank genome assembly.